Lobosporangium transversale is the source of this 2880-nucleotide messenger RNA. RefSeq lists its product as hypothetical. NCBI's taxonomy places the organism in Eukaryota, Fungi, Mortierellomycota, Mortierellomycetes, Mortierellales, Mortierellaceae. The transcript has a single exon. The record is from RefSeq and is a predicted model, not a curated record. Bases 182 to 2782 code for a protein of 866 amino acids.
UUUUUUUAUUAUUAUUUUUGGAGGAAGAAAGAAGGAGGUGUGCCAGUCUAUUCACGGUAGUAGACAAUUGAUCUUUUGGAAAGCUGAUCGAUUGAUUUUCACAUUUCUUUCUUUACAGUUCGCUUCAUAAUAACAUCACAUCAGUAACCACUACAGCAACAAGAACACAAUAGCUAACAAUAUGCCUGCAUCAAUAAUACCAAUAAUACCGACUGUCCACAUUUCCGAGAUAGUCACAUCCGAACGUGAUCCAGAAAUGGGUAUGCAGGUAUCAGACCAACAGUACAUGUCUAUUGAGUGCAUCGAAUACAUCUACAAUGAUACCAUCCAACAGGAACAACAUCUUACCCAAUCUGUAGAGGCGACCGAUCAUUGCAGUCUCUUGGAAGGGAUAUUUAAUAACAUUGCAAUAGAGGAAGAACAAGAUUUUGAUACACAUAUUGGCGAUUUAUCAUUACAGGAGCCUUCGCCUGCACUGCAUGACACAAAUCCGGAACUCGAAGUUGUCUCGUCGCUCCUACAACAAUGUACACACCAACAAGGGCAACAAGGAGGGCAGGAACAACAGCAAGUACAAGAAGUUAAUUAUAUGCAGCCACUCCUACCUCCAAAUCGUGGAAGUUCACAACUACUUUCAAGGCCUAGUCGAUUAGCUGUUCCUAAGGCUGCAUCAUAUUGUACACAGCAAGUGGAUAGAGACGCGAGUCGUUCUCAAUCACAUACUCUCAACCGUCUUGAAAUUGAAAACGCAUUUCUUUUAAAUCAAAAUAAUUCACUUAAUAAGGAUAUCCAGCACUGUCGGCAAACUGUGCAGGCACUGAAGCAUAUCUUGGCGCAAAAGGAGAAAACGAUUGAGUGCAUGAACGAAGAGUUUCGGCAGGUUUGCUUGAAAACGAAGUUCAUGGAAAGUGUCCUUGCAGAACAACAAAAGUUUAACUUCGAAAUGGCCCUCAACGCCUUUCAACCAUUGGAAAGUUCAACGGGUUCCCUACAUGACUUUUCAAAUCAGGAAGAAAAGCGACUUGGAGUAAGAAGAGUCUUGCAAGACGACGAUAGCAAUGGUAGUGAAUCUGUUGGUGACUCUGAAUCCGAUGAUGUAGAGGAUGAAAACAUUGAAGAUGAUGAAUUCAGCGACGAUGAUGAUGCGAGAUUCCUUUCUGUCUCCAAUCUUCGUUUUCAAGGAAUGGGUCUCGAUCACAUUUUACAAGCAUCCCAAACAAUAUCGGAGUCAUUCAAUACAGCUACCGACCUUACUGAGUCGAAUAAUGCCAUGAUUGUGAAUUUAGAAGAAAUAUCAUCAACCUCCCCUCAGCAAGUGCUGAGGAGGCGUCCGCGUUUUCAUCUGGGUUAUGCGGCGGCGGAGCCAACUCUGUCGACAACUUCUCUACAUACCAGUCCAUUUAUGGCAUCAAAAUCUAUCUUUUUCGAAGACCCUGAGCGUAGCUCCUCUUCCUCUUCCUUAUCUACUCGAGCGGAUAGCACAAUAGAAAACGAUCAGGCAGAAAGCAACACUAUUACCUUCGCAACACGAGAAAAGGAAAAAGCAAUAGUUUUGAGAGACAGCGGACAUUUUCCGACAGAAGUGUUUUCUGUUGAAACAAAGUCUAUUUUUUCCAAUGCUGCACAGCAGUGCAUUAUUGACGCUGAAGGUGGAAGUACGCUACCAUUGAAGCCUCAACCAUUCGACGAAUGUCUCAACCUCCCUUUGAGGCCUAUUAGUCGCCUGUAUCUUGGAUCUAGUCCAGCAACAUCCCCAUUAGUCAUAUUGGAUCAAAACUAUAUUGAAGCAAGCGCCUCUUCUGCAACAAUAAGUACAAAGCCAACACUGAUAGCAUCGUUUGAGAGCGCUAUCCAUCCAAGUCACGCAGACGUUGAGCGAGGAGAAUCUAAACCUUCUGCACCAGAAGAAGCCAACGAAUCCCGUUCAUACCAUGAUGAAUCAGAUGGAGAGAUGGAUGAAAAUCGCUCCCAUUCAUCAAUAUCCACCAUUAUGGCACCUGCGGAGGAUGACUCGGAACAAGUAAAUACCCCUGAAGUUUCGAAAUCGCUGACGGACGGUGCUCUUUCUCUAUCAACACUACUUAAAGAAGAGACUGGAGCUGUUCACAAGUAUGAAGAAUCUCAACCUUCAGCUCAAAAGGAAGCAAACGAGGGUACGCGGCCUCAUGUCUCCAGCUCACGCGGAACACGCUCAUCACCCAUUAUGUUCCGCAUAUCUUCCAAAAUCAGAGGAAAAGGUCGGCUGAGGAAGAGCAAGAGUCGAGAUAUGAUGACUUACAAAGGCAAAGAGAAAGCAUCAAUAAGCACAUCUGACAUGGGAGCGAAGUUUAAGGCGUCUAAAAACAAUAUGACGUUAGGUACUUCUAAAUUAGCAAUAGCAAUGGCUACAACUACAAAUAGCCCUCAGGCAGCUGCAACGUCAUCUAUAACAAGGUCAGCCUCCAUGACAGACGGAUCAAAGUCGACGACUACGCUAUUGUCACGGAUAUGGGGUGGGUUUGGUAAACAGACUUCAGGUCUGUUUGCUGGCCGAUUAUCCACAGAUCGUAUAAAAACAGAAACAAAGAGUCCACCCGUCGAGACUAUCACAACAACAGGAAUCGUUUCAGAAGCAGGCGAGGAAUUGGAUUUUGGUAGAAGUUCAAGCCCGACGCUGUGUGGAGAGGUAGGAUCAAGGGGUGGAGUACGUGUAAUAAAUAAAGAGUGCAGAGAUCCGGCGCCUUGGCUUGCGGAUUCAAUCGAGGUCACGAAUAACAUCACCUGUAUUAGUUAUUGUGACUGAUGAGAUAUCACAGGCCGCACCAUUGAUAUUUUCCCAAUAAACACAUGUAAAAUAUUUUUUCAUUGGACAGGAAGGGACAUGUCUGGCUUGGUCAGGCA